This is a messenger RNA of Arthroderma uncinatum, 1200 nucleotides long. RefSeq names its product meiotically up-regulated 65 protein. NCBI's taxonomy places the organism in Eukaryota, Fungi, Ascomycota, Eurotiomycetes, Onygenales, Arthrodermataceae. The record is from RefSeq and is a predicted model, not a curated record. Bases 1 to 1200 code for a protein of 399 amino acids. The transcript has 2 exons. Gene Ontology annotation, cellular component: membrane.
AUGACGAGCGGUGGUGGAAUUCUUCUGGUAGACAAUACCUGCCCACCACCUCAACCGGACGAAGCAGAGAUCGAAUUACGAGCAACUCGGACCAGCACCGGCCAUAAAUCACUAGCCAAGAAGUUAACUGGGAUUUCAGUUCGAGAAAACCUUGCACGACGAAAGUACGCGAAAUGGCAGAAGGGACGUUACAAUGGCGUGAACGGUGCGAAUGGAGACGACAGUAGGCUUAGCAGGGAGGAGUCGGCCACUACCUUGGAAGCCUCACCGUCACGGAGCUCAUCAAUUGCACCAGCAUCAUCUCUCCGACGAGUUGAGUCGGAGAUACCUACCGAAGCUGACACAGGUCUACACGAACAGCUGACGACGGAAGAAUCGCAGCCACAAGCACAAAGCGAAAUAGAUGUUCUAUACGAAAACCAACGAGGAUGGUUUUGCUUUGGCAAGCCGAUAUUUUCGAAAAACUCGCUUCUGAAUUUAGAUCCACCGGCCUGGAUGACGGGCAGCCUUGAGCAGAGUCCCGUAACGAUCGCCAAUGCGCAGGUGCCUGAUCCAAGCUGGGAAUGGGACUGGAAGACAUGGUACGUCGACAUGUCAUACGACGUAGACGAGGAGGGCUGGCAGUACUCUUUCUCCUUUGCCUCGAAGUUCGCCUGGCAUGGAACGCAUCCAUGGUGCCACUCGUUCGUUCGACGGAGACGAUGGCUAAGGAGGAGAGUGCGAAAGUCGAAACAUAGACCCGAAAAGGGCAUUGUCGGUCUUGGCUCGAUAGGGAGCCGUGAGCACAGCAUUACCAGUGCCGGCGGAGCUGGGACGACCUAUACAGGCCAUCACUCGGGCAUGUCCCACGAAGACUGGGAAGAAAGGAUUGCCCCGGAGGAUAUUACGAAUGUCGCGGUUCUAUCUAAAGCUAUUAGGAUCGCCACACUUGAUCGCGAGAGGAUCGAUGCCGUUAAAGAAUUCAUACACAGGGGCAGAGACGAGCUUGUCCUUUUGGAGGAUAAGAUGCCGGAUAUCAUGUCGAUGCUUCUCUUCCACUCCUCCCGUCGACAACUAAUUAAGAUAUUGAAACAAUCAGUGGAUGAAAUACCGCAGGACUCUACCGAUGAAUCAGAAAAGAGCAGGAGGGAGAACCUUCACAAGGCCUAUAGAGCUGGCGAACAGCUCAUGAGGGAGUCGCUGGGUUGGAACGGUGCAUGA